Molecule: messenger RNA, 1476 nt
Organism: Coniosporium apollinis CBS 100218
Lineage: Eukaryota; Fungi; Ascomycota; Dothideomycetes
Exons: 1
Coding region: 1-1476 (491 amino acids)
Biological process (GO): protein folding in endoplasmic reticulum
Cellular component (GO): endoplasmic reticulum
Molecular function (GO): protein-folding chaperone binding; misfolded protein binding
Source: RefSeq, a predicted model, not a curated record
AUGGCUUCCAGCAAUCCGUACGAGGUGCUCGGCGUCCCUCAAGACGCUCACGAUGACGCGAUCAAAGCGGCAUACCGCAAGCAAUCCCUCCUUUACCACCCAGACAAGCAUCCCGACGACACCGCCGCCGCCACAGAGCGGAUGAAAAAAAUCAAUGAAGCCUACGAAAGCCUCAAACCAGAGAACCGCACCGCUACCGAUGAGGCGCUUGGCAAGACAUCCAGCUCACGAGCGCAGGCGCCAGAGCAUCAGCGUCAAGGGUCUGGGUCUCCCUUUGCGCAGCGAGCGGGCUCGCACCGCGCGGGCGACAACUUCUGGUGGCAGAAUCGGUCCUACGGGCAGCAGCGCCGGCAGCAGCAGCAAGAGCAGGCUAGGAGGGAACGGGAGAGGAGCGCUCGGGCGUGGCGAGAAGCUGAGGAACAAGCAGAGCGCGAUCGGCGAGCGCAGCAGGCGCGGGAGCAAAAGCGUCAAAGAGAACAGGAAAAUAUCAAGCGGUACUGGGAAGAGGGGCGUGAACAGCGCGAACGCGAGGCGCGGGAGAGGGAAGAGGUAGAGCGGGUGAGGCGGGAAAAAGAAGAGCGGCAGAGGCGAGAAGAUGAAGAAGAGGCGACGAGGAAACGCCAAGAAAAAGCCAACAGGAUUCGCGAGGUGCGAGAACAAUCCCAGCGAGCCUUCAGGGCAAUGGAAGAGCGAGAGUAUCAGAAGAAGCGCGCGGCAGAAGAGGAGGUACGGAAGCGCUUGAUAGAGCGAGAGCUCGCCCGACAAAGAUGGGAGAGAGAGCAGAGGCAGUCCGCUCAGUUUGUUGAGCUCUACCAGCGCCACGACGCCGUGUACAAAGAGUGGCUGCAGCUGGAGGCAGAGUACAACAACCUUUUGCCGCUCGUGCGCUUGGAUCUUAGCGGACCUGAUCCGCUUGCCCGAUAUAUCUCUCGGUCAGUACUCGAUACCCAGGACGCUGUUGGUGGCCAAGCUCACCCAUACCGCACAGAAUGGAUCACUUGGAUGGACCAUUUUAGGGUGGCGUGGCCAAACAUGUACUUGUUCGGUAAGUCAUGCAUCGAUACCGGCCCACUGCUGAAUAACGCUCGGAUCAAGAUCGAACAACUCGAAGACUACACGAGGAAACUGCUAAUUCUCUUCCAGACGCUCAAGCAGGAGGACGCAAUCACGAGACAGCAACACAAACAUUCAAAGAAACAGAAAAAACGCUGUCCUUACUUCAACAAUGAAGCAGCGAACAUCGCCAUCGCCAAAGCUAUGCACAGAGACAUCAGGCGGCGCGUGGAGGUAUUUAACUUGUCACCAUGGGACGCUAGAGUUGUUAGGGAGGUCGCAAGGGAGUGGGAUCCUGAUUUCCAGGUAGGGAAAUGUAAAGCCCGGAGGUCAAGGAGCCCGGGCCGUCUUGUGCUGACUCGGCAGCUUGAAGUCCAGCUUGCGAAGGUUCUAAGGUAUCGGACUGACGUGGAAGAGUCAUGA